UGGAAUGUAAACAUGAAUUUGUCUGCAACACAUCCUCUGAUGCUCUUUUUGAUAGGUGUCAUCUUUGUAAAACAAGCAUCUUUAACUUUUGUGAAAACUGUCAACAUUGGGACGACUGUCACUCUUUUGUGUUCAAACAUCUUGAAAGAGCCCAGCUACAUAGCCUGGUUCAAGAAGACAAAUGAUUCUCUCCCGCUUUGCCUUGCUACUCAAUAUGUGAGUGAAAAACCAGCAGACUCCAUAUAUUUGAAUGGCUUUAAGAAGAAUCACGUAGAGAUGUCAGUGAACAGAACAUUUUCUUCCUUGAAGAUUGUAAAUGUGGACAUCUCUGACUCUGGAAUAUUUUACUGUGGAAGCUUUUUGACAAACCACAUGAUGUUUCACAACGAAACACAGUUAGUGGUAGUAAAUGAGACUAAUCAUUCUGAAGAGUAUAUUGCAACCGUGGAUUGUGGGGUGGCUGAAGAAAGUUUGAGAUCCUGCCAUGUCUAUUAUACCCUGACACUGAUCUUAAGUGGCUUGGUUUUGCUUUCCACUGUUUUAGCGAUUGUAAUUUUCAUCAGGUUGAAGAAAAGAAACAAGCAGAAAGGAGAUGCCCAGCGCCAUGAAAACAGUGUCGAGAUGAACCAACAGUUGGAGCAGGCACAAGAUGCAGACGUGAACUAUGCAGCUCUAAGUUUAAACAAAAAGAAGAACAGAAGACCAGUAAGAAGAUUGCAAGAUGUGGAGCCUAAUGUAGUUUAUGCUGCCACACGGUGAUCCACAGAUCAUCAGACCCUAUGUAACAAAACACAAGUGAAACACUGCUUAUGCUAAACCACACAUCACUGUUAAUUGCAUUGUAUUGCGCUGGUGUUAGAUCCAGUCUUACUAGACUUUUCUCCGUCCUGAUAAAUUCAGUUGAUUUUUGAAAUGGAUACAUUUUUAUUCAUGAAUUCGUGUUUUCAUAAUUCUAACAUAUUUAAAACAUUAAUUUAAUCAAGUAUUUCAACAAUUGUAAAUCCUGUUUAAAUGCAUUUAUGGCACCUCUACAACAUUAAAC
Molecule: messenger RNA, 1042 nt
Organism: Carassius carassius (crucian carp)
Lineage: Eukaryota; Metazoa; Chordata; Actinopteri; Cypriniformes; Cyprinidae
Exons: 6
Coding region: 13-759 (248 amino acids)
Biological process (GO): response to bacterium
Source: RefSeq, a predicted model, not a curated record